AUGUCUGAUUCCAAAGAUGUGGCAUCUGCUCAAUAUGGCAACUACUGGCGGCAGAUGAGGAGUAUUUGUGUCUUGCAUCUUCUCAGUGCAAAAAAGGUUCAAUCCUUUGGUUCAGUGAGAGAAGAAGAAGUCUCCGUAAUGAUAGAAGAGAUUAAGCAAGUUGCUCUCGGAAAGAGAUACAGUGGAGAACGAGGGACUAAACUUCGGGAGCCAUUGAAUGAGAUGAUGGAUCGGCUGGGUGGUAUAGUUAUAGGGGACUACAUACCUUGGCUUGAUUGGUUGGGAACAGCCAAUGGUAUGUAUGGUAGGGCAAAGAGAGUGGCUAAACAGCUUGAUGUAUUUUUUGAUGAAGUUGUUGAUGACCAUGUCAGUAAGAGAGAGCAUGAUGGGCAUGGCUAUGAUGAUGAUGAAGAAGAGCAGAAUGAUUUGGUGGACAUUUUGUUGAAUAUCCAAAAGACAGAAGCCACGGGGUUCCAGAUUGAUAGAACAACCAUAAAGGCAUUAAUCAUGUACCUCCUCAAUCCUAGAGUGGAUAAUGACAGAACUCUUGAGACACCCAAUUGUGAUGCAGAGCUACAAGGUGAGGUCAGGAAUGUGGUUAGUAGUAAAACUCGCGUGACUGAGGAAGAUUUAAGCAGCAUGCAUUACAUGAAGGCAGUGGUUAAAGAAACUUUUCGAUUGCAUCCCCCAGCUCCCUUAUUGCUUCCAAGGGAGUCCAUGGUAGACACUAAAGUGAUGGGUUAUGACAUUGCAAAGGGCACACAAGUAAUAGUGAAUGCUUGGGCAAUUGGAAGAGAUCCUUCUUAUUGGGAGCAACCUUUGGAGUUCCAACCAGAGAGAUUCUUAAAUAGUUCAAUAGAUUUGAAAGGACAUGAUUUUGAAGUGAUACCAUUUGGAGCAGGAAGGAGGGGCUGUCCAGGAAUAACGUUUGCCAUGAAUGAGAUUGAACUGGUCCUAGCAAACCUUGUUCACCAUUUUAAUUGGGAAGUGCCUAGUGGAGUACAGGGGCUUCAGACACUAGACAUAGCUGAAACUACUGGGUUGUCCAUGCGUAGAAAAUUCCCUCUCAUGGCAAUUGCAUCCCAUCCUGCAUAA
Molecule: messenger RNA, 1095 nt
Organism: Sphenostylis stenocarpa
Lineage: Eukaryota; Viridiplantae; Streptophyta; Magnoliopsida; Fabales; Fabaceae
Source: the annotation of a GenBank genome assembly